Molecule: messenger RNA, 834 nt
Organism: Neurospora crassa OR74A
Lineage: Eukaryota; Fungi; Ascomycota; Sordariomycetes; Sordariales; Sordariaceae
Product: GMF family protein
Exons: 4
Coding region: 144-572 (142 amino acids)
Biological process (GO): actin filament debranching; negative regulation of Arp2/3 complex-mediated actin nucleation
Cellular component (GO): actin cortical patch
Molecular function (GO): actin binding; Arp2/3 complex binding
Source: RefSeq, a predicted model, not a curated record
AUCUUUUCGAGCUUCAACUCUUUUGCUACUAUCCCAAAGCUUUGCGACAUUGCCUGUUCCCCUUCGAUUUCCCUCGCGACCACUUCCUUCUUCUUGCCGUCCGAAUCUUGCGUGUUCGACCGACCCGAAAACAGCUCUUCACAAUGGCCUCCGAAGCAAGACUCUACACUUUCUCCCAAGAAACCAAAGACCACCUGCGCAAGUUCCGCCUUGGGACUUCGCGCUCCAACGACCCCCAGGCCGUCAUCUACCUGAUCGAUAAGACAACCAAAGAGAUCAAGCAAGACGACGACAAAGUUGUAUACAAGACCCUCGAGGAAAUCGGCGAUGACCUGCCCGAUCACAGUCCGAGAUUUGUGUUGUUGAGUUAUCCCCUAACUCUUCCCUCCGGCCGACUAUCGGUGCCCUACGUUAUGCUCUACUACAUGCCCUCGACAUGCAACAGCGCAAUGCGCAUGUUGUACGCGGGUGCCAAGGAGCUGAUGCGCAACACGAGCGAGGUGACUAAGAUUAUCGAUAUCGAGUCGCCGGAGGAGCUGGAAGAGAUUCCGGCCAAGCUUGGGGCUGCUUAGACGUGUGGCAGUAAAGGGCGCCGAGCUGACAGCCUUAUUAUGGAUGGACGGACGGGCACAAAGGUUGGUCUCCAGAGCGACCAACAGGGCCCGGCGUGAGCUUUCACACAGAGCUGGCAACUGGGACGAGGAACAAGCAAAGGGAGGCCAUUUGGAAUGGAAGGCAAAGUACAGCCAGAUUCUGGAUCAUUCAUGAUCUUCUCGUUAUAUAAACGCCGUGAUAUCCCAGCCUUACAAAGCCAAAAAGCAGUCCCUGAACUCC